Racocetra persica is the source of this 314-nucleotide messenger RNA. The record is from the annotation of a GenBank genome assembly. Lineage: Eukaryota; Fungi; Glomeromycota; Glomeromycetes; Diversisporales; Gigasporaceae.
GAACAAAGAGCAUAUCGUGAAUUAAUAACUGAACCAGUUAAAUUCACAUAUAACUCUAAGCGAGUUAUUAGCCAUUUGGUGUUACCAGUUGUAAGGGAUGAAUUGUCAAUUACACUAAAAAUAAAUGUUUUAAAUCAUGAUCCUUAUAGUGAAAAUCAGUACGCGGUUUUUUAUAAAGGUGUAACGACAGCCAACCGUACACCUUCACUCUGGUUAAAAUCGAGUAAUUCAACCCCGUGUUUACGUCUCUCGAUUACUGGUAAUAAUGACACUGGAAUUAAUAUGGAUGGUUAUGGAUUCUUACUUAACCGGUG